AGAUCUUUUCCCCUUCUCCUUCGACACUCCACGACACCCACAAAAAUCCGAAGCACUCUUGGCCUUGCACCGGCGGAACAGAAACCAAAAUACUCCGAUCCACAACGACGACGACGACGACGACGACGACGACGGGAGCCAUGAUUUCUCGCAUCCUCGCAAAGCAAGCCCGCAAGGGCAGAACCUCCGGAAGGACGAUCGGAAGGAUCGGCGGCCCCCGCCGCUCCAAAUCGACCGUUUCCCUCCAGCUCGACUACUACAUGUCGCCCCAGUUCGCCGGAAUCGCCUGCGCCAUGGUCGACGGCCUGUACAACGACGCCGGGAUCGACCUCCGGUUCCUGCCCAUCUGCCCGGUGGGGCUCGAGCUGGAGCGCGUCCGGCAGCACCGCGACGCCCACCCCACCGACGACGCGGUGGUCGGCAGCGUGGAGCAAAACAUUUUUGCCCCGCUCCUCCACGAACGCCCGGAGCUGGGCGUGAAGGCCGUCGCCGCCAUGUUCCGGACCUCGCCCCUCUGCCUGGCCUCGGUCCGCGACGCCGACCGCGGGAGCGAGCAGUCUUCCGUGGUUGGGGCGCACGAGGACACCGUGUCGCUGCUGAACCGGAUUCUGGCCGGGGAGGGGAACCAGCGGGGCAACGCGUCCGUGGUGGCGAGCCCGCGCGCCAGCAAGAUCACGGACCUGUUGGAGGGCCGCCUGGACGCGAUCCAGGCCUACGCCACGACCGAGGUCCCGACGCUCGAACGCCGCCUCGGUAGUGCCGGCACCGUGACCUCCACACCGCUCGAGGGAUGGAACGGGACCAAGCUGGGAUACUCGCAGGUGUUGUUCGCACCGAGCGAGGACCUGCCCGCCGAGGAAAGCAGCGGCAAACGGGAGGUUCUACAGAGCUUUCUCGAUGCCACCUUUCGGGGCUGGGGAGCGGCGGUCCGGGACACCGAACACGCCGCGAGGAGCGUAGAAGAAGCCAGGGCCAUGCUGGGCCUGGACGACGAAAACAACGAUCACUGGGAUCCCUCCUUCGAAUACACGAUCCAGAACGUUGGGCUGUGCGGGGACUACGCAAAGGAAACCUUCCAGGGAGACCGAUACGGCGUCAUCAAUCCCAACCGGUGGAACGAAGCUACGGACUGGCUGCUCGGCGAAAACACCGUGGAACCCGGUUUCGGUCUCGACGCUACCGUGUGGCAGCCACCAGCCGAGCUUUUGGCGGGCAACGAGCUGGCGAGAACCACGCUUGAAGACGCGAAAGAAUCCGCGACCGCCUUUUACGCGAAACACGGGCGAAAGCCAUCGCUGGUGGUCAUCACGGUGGGGCAGCUGUCGAGGUAUACCCACGGGGACAGGCGCAUCAAAAUCUACAGCAACAAGAGAAACAGCUGGUUCAGCAAGACCUCGACUGGAGAGAACCACGGUUUCGACGUUCGGGAAAUCGAUCUCCCGGAGAGCACGACCACGGACGAGCUGUUGAGCGAGAUUUACAAGAGCAAGGACGUGGACGGAAUCCAGUUGAUGUGGCCCCUCCCGGAGCACAUCGAUUCGGCCCAAGCCUACAAUGCCAUCAGGGUCGACCAAGACGUCGACGGUGCACACUACAUCGGAGAGCUCGAAAAGGAUCCUGGUUCCUCUCCUCUGCCCCCGGUCACACCGGCGGCCACCAUAGCGUUGAUGGACAGAUACGGCAUCGAUCCAAAGGGGAAAAACGUACUCGUCAUUGGCCGAAGCCGCAUUGUCGGGUCUCCGGUGGCACACAUGCUGCGCGCUAAGGACGCCGUUGUGACGGUUGCACACUCCGGUGUUUCCAGAGACAAUCUAGAGUCUCUGGUGGGAUCGGCAGACAUUGUCGUGUCGUGCGUCGGUGAUCCCGGCAUAUUCGAAGCGCGCUGGCUGAAGGAAGGCGCCGAAGUGAUCAAUGUCGGAACCACUUUCAGCGAAGAGAAGGAUCGCCUACUUUCUGAUUUCGAGGGUGAUUUCUUGGCCAAAGCGAAGCGAUUCAGUCCUGUUCCGGGAGGAAUUGGUCCGAUCCCCGUGUCCCAGCUGUAUAAGAACGUUGCCCGCGCUGCAUGGGAACGAGCGGCAAAGACGGGAGAAGUAGAUGCGACAUGGGAAAAGAAGAGCGGAUCUCUGAACAGAUCGAUUCAUUUCAAAGACUACGACUCGGCUCUGGAGUUCGUAAGCAAGGUCAACGACAUGAGUUCCGAGAUGGAUCACCACGCCAACAUUUCGUUCACCCAUAAAUGUGUGGACGGUGUCGAUGUAAACAUGGAAUAUUUUUCUUUCGAGGCAAACGACGUCACGGACAAAGAUUAUGAAGCUGCUCGCAGAGUAAAUGGUAUUUUGUCGGAAGAGGUAAGAACCGAUCCAAACUAGUAGAAAGAAGAACCACGUACUAGCCAUACUGAAUAACCUCACUCUUGACUGUAAAAAUCCAAUUACAACUACUCGAUACUAUUCGUUAUAGAUUGCCGACGAAGAUUCCAAACACCAAAAAAUCAAAAUGAGUGAUUUCACCUAUGAUUUGCGAGACGAUGCGAUUGCCAAAUACCCCGCGGAUCCUAGAGGGAGUUCGCGUCUGCUCAAUGUGGACGAGAGUGGCAAUGUGAACUACUUUGACAAUUUUUCGGACUCGAUCUUACCGCUACUAGAAAACUCCCACCUCGUUUUCAACGAAAGCAAGGUCGUUAACGCCCGGUUGAGUGUCAACAGCGCCGAAGAUCCCAACAAAGUGGAAACCGAGAUGAUGGUUCUCGAUUUGGGCGACGUCCUUCAAAAGCCGUGUCAAGAUACAGCAUUGACCGUCAUGAUUCGGAAGGAAGGAGUUCAAGUCGGGGAUUUGUUUCACGUUCACGGCGAAGGCUCGAUUUCGUUUCGUGUUGAAAUGGUGAAGGGACCAUGGAUCGAAGACGAAAAGAGCAACGGAAACGGUACCGAGUGCGUGGUAAGGUGUUCGACCAAGGACGAUAGCAUCGCAAAUAUGUCAGAGCUAUUUCGAUCUGUCGGCUCCGUUCCAAUUCCACCGUAUUUGAACCGAGAAGCAGAAGCAUCCGACGAGAAUGCCUAUAACAAUGUUUAUGCAUCGGGCGAAGGUUCUGUGGCGGCUCCCACGGCGGGGCUACACUUUACCGAUCCCCUGCUCGCAGAGAUCGGUCAAGACAAUAUCAGCUAUCUUUCCUUGCACGUUGGGGCGGGGACAUUCAAGCCAGUCGUUGUCGAAGACGCCCGUGAUCAUGCAAUGCACGGCGAAAGCUUCGUGGUGUCGGUGGGCGAGCUCCAACGGAUCAUUGAGUCGCUGGAAUCCCAAAAACGCCUAGUUGUGGUCGGAACCACCAGUUCCCGGACCCUGGAAAGUCUUUACUGGUGUGGUGUCAAAAUGAUAUUGGAAGAGAAGAUGGGCGAUGACGACGCGACGGUGCUCGGCCAGCACGACUGGAAACACCUGGAAGCGAUCAUGGAACGAAAGGGAAUCAAAAUCACCAGCGCCGAUGCUUUGGCCGCUGUGAUUGGGGACAAAUCAUCGGAAGAUACCGUCACCGGUAGAACAAGUCUUAUGAUUGUUCCCGGAUACGACUUCAAGGUCGUGAGCAAUCUGAUUACAAACUUCCAUGCUCCGGAUUCGACUCUGAUGCUUCUGGUAUCGGCCUUCCUCGGAGACGGCAAGAAAGUACGCAGAUUGUACGAGAGCGCCCAGGAUCGCGGCUACAAAUUUCUCAGCUAUGGAGAUGCUUGCUUCUUUUCCCGUCCAAAAAAGUAACUUUUUAAGGCCAAUGCUUUGAUUAUACCAUCUUACUUCGUAGUACUAACUACGAAAUGUUAAUUUCUA
Pseudo-nitzschia multistriata is the source of this 3819-nucleotide messenger RNA. The record is from the annotation of a GenBank genome assembly. NCBI's taxonomy places the organism in Eukaryota, Bacillariophyta, Bacillariophyceae, Bacillariales, Bacillariaceae.